GUACAUAUACGCCAAGUUCCAACACGGAACAUAUUAGGUGAGGGACAGGAACUGCUGGAGCCAACUACUCUAGUAUUAUAGGGUGGCAACCGUCAGACAAAAUGGCCACAACGACAGAGAGCGUGUCCAAUGGAGAAGGGCAUGUGAACGAGGAGAAAGGAGACACCCUCAGGCCCGAUGAUUUAUCUGAGAUGUUGGCUGCUGGUACCAAAGAUGUUCAUGAAAAGGCUGAGAACACACAAUUUGUAAAGGACUUCCUCAGGGGGCGAAUCCGCAAAGAGCUCUUCAAGCUGGGAGCCGUAGCUCUGUACUUCACCUACACCGCCAUGGAGGAGGAAAUCGAAAUAAACAAGGACCACCCCCAUUUCGCCCCACUUUAUUUUCCGUCGGAGCUGCACCGCCACGAGGCGCUGGGCCGUGACCUCGAAUACUUCUACGGCCCCGAAUGGAAGAGCCAGAUCAGCUGCUCCCCGGCCACCCAACGCUACGUGGACCGCAUCCACCAAGUGGGCCGGGAUGACCCGGCGUUGCUGGUGCCCCACGCCUACACCCGCUACAUGGGAGACCUGUCGGGGGGUCAGGUGCUGAAGAAGGUGGCGCAGAGAGCCCUGAAGCUCCCCCCCACGGGAGAGGGCCUGGAGUUCUACCAGUUCGACGCCAUCGACAGCGCCAAGGCCUUCAAGCAGCUUUACCGCAGCCGCAUGAACGAGCUGGAACUCGAUGCGGAGACCAAGAAGAGCCUGGUGGACGAGGCCAUUAAGGCCUUCCAGUUCAACAUGGAGGUUUUCGAGGAGCUGGAGGAAAUCGGGAAAACCUUCCAGGAGGAGGUUUCUGAAGCUGGAAUGCCCAUUCAUGGAGACACGGGAGGUGACAUCAGCAAAUGCCCCUAUUACGCUGCCAAAAUGGCAACGAGGGGUGGGACGGCGUACGCAUGCCAGCUGGCCAUGGCCGUUCUGCGUCACCCCACCGGGCAGGUCCUCAUCGCCACGUGGUUCGCCGCCUUAGCCGGCCUGGCCGCCUGGUAUGUGAUGUGAGGAGCAAGAGAAGGUGAAAAACACUGAUGGACGGGGGACAUAGUAAGAAGGCUUCUCAGGCUCGGAGACCAAGUGUAGGAAAAGUUGCCACGUGCAACCACGGCAAAUAUACCUGGAUCUGGAAUUCCAAUGCGUUGAUUUUAAGGACCAUAUUGACCCCCCCGCCCUCCUACCACCUGUCUAUCAGCCUUUUUUUUUUUUUUUUUUUCUACCUCCUUUGCAAUAUCCAUCCAUCCUGUCAUGAGUCAUUUGUCCUCACAUCAGGUUUUCUCACACUUUCCCAUAAGGUGACAGAUGUUUGAAGCACAGAUUUAUGCUGUAAAGUGAUACAAAUAUGAUUAUUAAUGAUAGUUGCUCGCUAAAAAAUACUAUGCAUAUGUUAUGGACGAGCUUUCUGAAGUGUUUUUGGCCAUACAGGGUCUCAGUUUGACUCAGGAAAGAAAACUUGACUAAUAUAGCGGUUUAUUUCUCACACAUAAGCUUCACUAGCUGUUAUUGUUUGACGUUGCGGUGAACAAAGUCCAAACUGCAUUGACGUGCUGCAAAAAAACUUCUGGUCACAUUUCAUCAUUACCACGCUGGCCUUCAAUGUUAAAUACUGUAGUUCCUCAUAUAGUAGCCAUUUAGUUAUGCAACUGCACAAAAUCCCCCCCCCCCCCCACAAAUUUCCUAAAAAAUACAUUUUAAUAUUAUUAAGUUAAUUAUAAUAUUAAGUUUGUGUACUUCUGCUAUUUUCCCUUUUAAAAACAAAAAAAAAUGUUUUGGGGGAAGGCUGAAAUAAAUGAAUGGCAUUUCCAUUCAGUUCAAUAGGGAAAGAUGAUUUGAGUGUUUAGAGUUACGAGUGCGGUCACAGAACAAAUUAACCGAUAUCACAACGCACCACUGUACUAUAUAUUACAAUAUAGUAUGUAUUGUAAUACAGUGAACUCCCCUGUAUGUUUGCAGUUCAGUAUGCGCUAAUUUGCCUAUUGAUGGAUUUUUUUGUAGGGAACCUAUCGUGUGUCUUUGGCUUAAAAACUCACCUAUUUACUGUUUUUGUGCUUUAAACCCUGUCCUAACAUGAAAAUACUGCUUUGGCGCCAUCUGGAGGCAUCUAGAUGCCAAACAACUACAUAGAACAGGCCAUCGCCUUGUCGAAUAGAAAAAAAAGUGCUUUGCCGUCACUCAUGAACCUCAGCCUUCCGGUUGCGCUCUGGAGAUCAUAUUUAUAUCAGCUUUACAGAUACCAAGCCACAUGGUGGUAUUAAUGACAGUAACCCCUAAAUGCGCUCUCAUAAACUGCAAUUGUCAGCUUUACAGAUGCCAAAUCUACUCUGCAAAAGACCGCAACACAUAACUACAGCUACCUAUUCUGUUCAUACACGUGGACGUGACUAACGAGGCGUAGAGACAACUAUUUGAGGAAUUACGGCAUUUACACUUUGACAAGCGUAUGAUAAACACAUAUGCGCUAGUGUUAAAACACAUUGGAAUUAUGCAGCAAGACUUUUCGCAUUACAAAAAAAACUGCCUUUUUUUUUUUUAGAUUGCACAAUUUUGACUCCCAACAUGAACAACAAAUAGUUUAAGCUGACAAAGGAGCCUGUAUUCAUAAUAAUACCGUCAUAAGAAAUAGCCUAUUGUAUUAUGAUGAAUGAUUGUUAUUUUAUACAUAGAGUAUAUGUAGAGCACAUCCACAGUAUAUGAAGGCCUAUUUGAGUAUUUAUAGUUGAGUCGGAACUGCCUCAGGUUAGGUACCAACUUAUAAAAGGGUUUCAUUAAUAUUCACGGUUCCUUUAAUUCAUACUGUACUGUUUUAUUGUUGCUACUGUGUGUACAUGCAGUGUAAUUGCAGUCCCCCCCCACAGCAUUUUAUAUUAUUCCUGUUCUAAAAGGGCACUUUUCAACCCCAGUUUAACGUUCCUCUUCAAACCCAUCCACACUCAUUGAAGUGAUGUUGGGUUAUUUUGGAGACUUAUGUCAUGUGAUGUUUAAAAGAGGGCAAACCAGUGUGACACUGGGAACUGCAGAACAGUACAGAGUCUAAUGGAAAACAAGUGGAAUGCUUUCACACAUUUGCAUACACUUGUACUACUCUCACCAUCUGGACAACUUAAAUCAGUACACAGUGGAUUGUAGAAGAGAACGCUGCUGUCUGUAAUGAAAUAAAACCCAUGUGACUGACAUAUGGGACCAUUUUUGUUGAUGCUUGACUGUGACUUACAAUAGCUUAAUUUUGGUUCAUUUAUUUUC
Messenger RNA from Phycodurus eques (leafy seadragon), 3266 nucleotides. It is a transcript of the gene hmox2b, whose product is annotated as heme oxygenase 2b. Gene Ontology annotation, molecular function: heme binding; heme oxygenase (decyclizing) activity. Gene Ontology annotation, biological process: heme oxidation; heme catabolic process; response to oxidative stress. The coding region runs from base 102 to 1034 and encodes 310 amino acids. The record is from RefSeq and is a predicted model, not a curated record. NCBI's taxonomy places the organism in Eukaryota, Metazoa, Chordata, Actinopteri, Syngnathiformes, Syngnathidae. The transcript has 6 exons.